CCGGCGAUGGCGCCGGGCGGCGCCCGGAGCUGCGCGGGAGGUUCCGGGCGGAGCGGGAGCUUCCGGGAGCGGCCGCGCUGAGGAGGAGGAGGAAGAGGAGGAUGAAGAAGGAGCAGGUGGCGCACUGCCAGUUCUCCGUGUGGUACCCGCUCUUCAAGGCAGUCACCAUCCGCAGUGUUAUUCUUCCCCUGCCAGAGAAUGUGAAAGAAUAUUUGCUGGAUGAUGGAACACUGGUAGUUUCUGGAAGAGAAGAUCCACCAAGUCAUGCUCAGGAGGGGAGUGAUGAAGCAGAGGAGAUACAGUGGUCAGAUGAUGAGAACACUACAACACUUAAGGCACCAGAAUUUCCUGAGUUCACAGCUAAAGUUCAGGAAGCAAUAAGUUCCUUGGGUGGCAGUGUUUUUCCUAAACUCAACUGGAGUGCUCCAAGGGAUGCCUACUGGAUAGCAAUGAACAGCUCUCUGAAAUGUAAAGCUCUCAGUGACAUCUUCCUCCUCUUCAAGAGUUCAGACUUCAUCACCCGUGACCUCACUCAGCCAUUUAUUCACUGUACUGAUGAUUCCCCUGAUCCUUCCUUGAACUAUGAGCUUGUUCUUCGCAAAUGGUGUGAACUAAUCCCUGGUGCAGAAUUCAGAUGCUUUGUCAAGGAAAACAAGCUUUUAGGUAUCUCACAGAGGGACUACACCCAGUACUACGAUCAUAUCUCUAAGCAGCACGAGGAGAUCUGUAGGUCCAUCCAGGAGUUUUUCAAGAAACACAUACAAUACAAAUUCUUGGAUGAAGACUUUGUUUUUGAUGUGUACAGAGACAGCAGGGGUAAGAUUUGGUUAAUAGAUUUUAACCCAUUUGGUGAAGUAACAGACUCCCUGCUCUUUACAUGGGAAGAACUCACCUCUGGAAAAAACUUGAAAGGAGACCAGAGUGAAGGGGAAGCAACAGAACAGGAUUAUCCAGUGUUCCGUUGUACCAACAGCAAAGUCACCGUCCAGCCCAGCCCCUACCUCAGCUACCGACUGCCCAAGGACUUUGUGGACCUUUCCACAGGAGAGGAUGUUCACAAACUGAUUGACUUUCUAAAACUGAAAAGAAAUCAGCAAGAGGAUGACUGAGAUGGUGCCCUGGAACUUCCAAUGGACCCAUAAAUGCUUCUAAACUACAGAUUAUUGUUUUUAAAAACAAAGUCUUAGUUUAAAGCUGGAAGAUAGUUUCCCACCUCUUCCAUGUAGACUCCACAAAUUAAUUUACCACUUUUUCAGCUGUCUUUGCUGAAUGUUCACCAGAACAUAUUUGGUGAUGGGACCAGUUUGUUGGGAGCCUGUGCACUCUGGAGUGUCCCUUUAGGUGGGUAGGCUUGAGUUUUUCUCCUCUGUGAAAUCUGAAUUCAUGGGCUGCUCAGCCAAGCUGAACUGCAGUUUAGAGUUGCAGGAGCUUGUCCUGCUUCCUUUGGGCUAACUCCUAGUGAAGCACCUUAAAAGGCAGCAGAGCAAAAAUACUGGUCCUAUGUUCAGAACUGGUACAGAAACAAUCCCCAAUAUAAAAAUGUAAUCUACAGGAUCAGGUCCCCCAAAAUGCCAUAUCCUUACAGUUUAAAUACCUACUUCAGAUGCACUUUGCUUUUUUCCCCAACUUCAGGUAAUCAAACAGUGAAUUUUAUUUGGCUGUUAAAUUAAAGAUUCCUCUUCUAAAAGAAUUUUCACUCUAUAUGUCCUUUUGAUCUCCUAGGAUAAUUAACAUUUUCCCUUUGGGGAGCAGAGGGGGCUAAUGUUGGUAGAUUAAAAAUGCUUCAGAUCAAUUUUACACUGAAUAGUACAUCACACCUUUCUAUUUCAUCAUAAAAGCAGUUUCUGCCUCUAGCCAUCAUAUACAGAAAUUUGAAAAUACAAAUUUCCAGUUGUUCAGGUCCUUGUUCAUGGGAUUUAAUUACAUCAUCACCAUUUGCUGAGUAAAGGCUAACUGUAUACUAUAUAUUCCUAAUUAUAUGCUUAAAACACAGUGUGAAGAUGCUUGCAGUCUCAUCUAGAUGACAAACAGAAGUUUCAGAGGGAGGUAACAUGCAGUCAUUUUAUACAGAUCCUGUGCCUGCCAAACCCUGCAGCAGUCUGGCUUAGUCUGAUGGCUCCAGCAGUGAGAUUCAAUUCCUGGGCUGCAGCUCUGCCAGGAGUGCCAAGGAAAAGUCCUCAGAGUAUCACAGCCAAUGCUUGUGAUGUUUAAUCUCCCUGAGAGAUAGUGGGGAUCAGGAUUCCUGUAACCCCAUAAGCAGCAGUUGUGAACAUGUCCUGGCUUAGUUGAGGAUUUGGAGUAAUGCUCCUGUCCCUCUGGGCUUCAGACUGUCCAUGCUGUUUGUUCUCUUUUGAGUCUUCUUUCUCCAGUGUUGUCCAGGUCUUUCCUCAUCCCUCAGCCUCUUGUUUGGAUAAAUAUUAAGAUCAGAAUUGGUAGCAGCAGCAGCAUGGAUAAUACUGGGCUGAAUUUUAAAACCUCUCUCUAUGCAAUUUUCCCUCCCUCUUACAAAGACACUUUUUUGAGUGGUGCUCUAUAAUACCUAAAAAAACCCCUAAACUCUAAAAGCAGGGGAGAAAUACCCAGGUCCGAGUCUCAGUAAAAUCAGUAGCACUUGUUGGAUGCUGAUGACAGAUUGUAAAAAUCCACAUCUGACACCCUUGGCUAGAAAUGUCACCUGUCUCAUUGUUACAUACUCACCUGCUGCCCAUGUCCAGGGUGCAGAGGAGAGGUGCCCUGUGAGAUGCAGUUCAGGUGCUCAUUUGAACAACAGAGACCCUUAGACACUCCUGCUUUCAGGCUUUCAGGUGAGCAUUGCCAGGUGAAAGGACCCCAAACCAGAUCAGGGACACUGUGGAGAUGGGUAAUGCAUGGCACAAACCAUUGUAAAAAUCCUUCUGUACCUUUGUGCAUGGCUGAGUUCAGCUUUCACAAACUGUUCCAAAUGUGAAGUGUCAGAUGGCCAGAGAGGAGCACAGGGUGUUUGUUAGUGAGCAUUAAUAGUCAAAUCAGCUUGGCAACUGGUCAUUGAUUUUAACCUUAGAGGCCAGAAGUAUCAAUUCUGGUUGUAUUUGGACACAUGUUACAUUUUGUACAUUAGUUCAAUAAAUAAUACUGAACUAAAAUACAUCUUUUUAGCCAAGAGAAGAUGGACCUGAAGUGUAACACAGAAACAGACCAUGGUGCUUUUGAUUCAUGAAGGACACUUGGUAACACUGAUACUUAAUAAAUCUACCUUAGCAAAA
Messenger RNA from Agelaius phoeniceus (red-winged blackbird), 3242 nucleotides. RefSeq names its product cell division cycle 123 (gene CDC123). NCBI's taxonomy places the organism in Eukaryota, Metazoa, Chordata, Aves, Passeriformes, Icteridae. Gene Ontology annotation, cellular component: cytoplasm. The record is from RefSeq and is a predicted model, not a curated record.